AUGGCAGAAACCAAAGGCGAGAACGUCGAUUGGGUCAGUGAGGAACUUCAGGAUUGGCAACAUGCCAUCUAUCAUAUGGAUGAUUCGAACUGGGUUCUCCAUCCACCGCUCAACAAAGGUCGUGAAGCGAUGGCAUACUUGACAUUCAUCGUCGAUCAUUACCACAAUUUGCCAGAAAUCAUGGUGUUUUUGCACCCUCACCUUAUGGGCUGGCCGCAAGCAUGGCAUACAGACUCUCCCGACUAUAGCAACGUCGACUCUGUUCGAAGUCUUCGUUUGGACUAUGUGCGAGAGCACGGCUAUGCUAACAUGCGAUGUCUUCACAUUCCAGGAUGCCCUGACGAGGUCCGACCAUUUCGGAAUGAUCCAGCACGAGCAUAUGAACUCGCCUUCGCUGAUGCGUACACUUAUCUUUUUGGAGGUAACCAUUCGACCGUUCCCCAUACCAUCGGAGCGGCAUGCUGUUCACAAUUUGCCGUCUCCAAAGACCAAGUGCAAGCGAGACCGAGGACAGACUAUGUGCGAUAUCAAAAGUGGCUUAUUGACACCGAGCUUCCCGAUGAUGUUUCAGGACGUGUGAUGGAGUAUACGUGGCAUAUGAUCUUUGGGAAGGGUCCCAUCUGGUGUCCCGACCACACACAGUGCUGGUGUGAUCAAUUCGGACGAUGUUAA
Molecule: messenger RNA, 672 nt
Organism: Capronia epimyces CBS 606.96
Lineage: Eukaryota; Fungi; Ascomycota; Eurotiomycetes; Chaetothyriales; Herpotrichiellaceae
Exons: 2
Coding region: 1-672 (223 amino acids)
Source: RefSeq, a predicted model, not a curated record